Molecule: messenger RNA, 1510 nt
Organism: Erinaceus europaeus (western European hedgehog)
Lineage: Eukaryota; Metazoa; Chordata; Mammalia; Eulipotyphla; Erinaceidae
Product: olfactory receptor 52D1-like
Exons: 1
Coding region: 554-1510 (318 amino acids)
Biological process (GO): G protein-coupled receptor signaling pathway
Cellular component (GO): membrane
Molecular function (GO): olfactory receptor activity; G protein-coupled receptor activity
Source: RefSeq, a predicted model, not a curated record
CAUAGACCUUUGAUCACAAUAUCUAGGUACUGACACUGCCAUACACUGUGGAGGUUACAAUCACAUAAAAAUAUAGUGCCAAGGGUUGGGCAGUAGUGCAGCGGAUUAAACACACAUGGUUUGAAGCACAAGAACCAGCAGAAGGAUCCCCAUUCGAUCCCCCAGCUCCCCACCUGCAGGCAGGUGAAGCAGGUCUGCAGGUGUCUAUCUUUCUCUCCCCAUCCUCUUCCCCUCCUCUCUUCAUUUCUCUCUGUCCUCUCCAACAACAACGACAACAAUAACUACAACAAUAAAAAACAACAAGGACAACAAAAAGUGAAUAAAUAAAUAUAUAUAAAGAAAAAUAACAAAAUAAAUUAAUUAGAAAUAACAAUAAAAAAGGAAAAUGACAGAUAUUAAAAGAUGGGCUGCAUAUGAUGGAGUAUUUUAAUAUUCUUGAACAAAUUAGUAACAAGAUUUUUUUUUUACAGAAGGCCAAAAACUCCAUGUGAAUAAACGAAUUCAGAGCUGACAUAAUACCAGUCCUUAGGGUACGUACCCUUUGUCAGAUAGAAUGUCAGCUCCCAACACCAGUGGUGACGGCCUCCCAGCAUCUCUUUCCCUGACCGGGAUCCCUGGACUGGAGUGGGCCCACAGCUGGAUUGCCAUCCCCUUCUGUGCCAUGUAUCUGGUAGCGCUGGCUGGCAAUGCAGCCCUUAUCCUGGUCAUUGUGACAGACAGUGCUCUUCAUGCACCCAUGUACCUGUUCCUUUGUAUUCUCUCACUCACUGACCUGGCUCUCAGCUCCACCACUGUGCCCAAGACAUUAGCCAUUCUGUGGUUCCAUGCUGGUGAUAUUUCCUUUGGUGGGUGCCUGGCCCAGAUGUUCUGUGUCCAUUCUAUCUAUGCUCUGGAGUCUUCAGUUCUUCUUGCCAUGGCCUUCGAUCGGUAUGUGGCUAUCUGCAACCCACUAAGAUACACAACCAUUCUCAACCACAUUGUCAUAGGCAGAAUCGGUCUUUUUGGAGUCUUCCGCAGUAUAGCAGUUGUUUCUCCCUUUAUCUUCUUGCUGAAGCGACUGCCCUACUGUGGGCACCGUGUCAUGGCACACACAUACUGUGAGCACAUGGGCAUUGCUCGACUGGCCUGUGCCAACAUCACUGUCAAUAUUGUCUAUGGACUGACUGUGGCCCUUCUGGCUGUUGGUCUGGAUUCCAUCCUCAUCGCCGUUUCUUAUGGCUUUAUCCUCCAUGCCGUCUUCUGCCUUCCAUCCCCAGAAGCCAGGCGCAAGGCUCUGAGUACCUGUGGUUCCCACCUUGGGGUCAUUCUAGUCUUCUACAUCCCUGCCUUUUUCUCCUUCCUCACCCACCGCUUUGGCCAACACAGAGUCCCCAAGCAUGUGCACAUCUUUCUGGCUAACCUUUAUGUGUUGGUGCCUCCUGUUCUCAACCCAAUCAUCUAUGGAGCUCGGACCAAGGAGAUUCGGUCUCGACUUCUAAAACUGCUUCACUUGGGAAAGGGCUCCAUGUGA